AUGAAUGAUGAAGUUAGAAAUACUUUUCUUCGUCUUCGAAAGGAUCCGUUUGUUCAAACAGCUGCAAAUCAACUUGAUUGGUUAAAAAACAAUCUACUUACUACCAAAAGAUGGGAUCUNAUAAACAAAAUUUCAGAUUUAAAUUGUGUCGUUGGCAUUUUAUCGAAACACCUGUCAACAAGCCAAAAAGCAAGUAAAACGAUGAUAACUCGGCAACAACGACACGAGGGCACAAAUCCUUUUAAGGUUUUUCAUACCUCAUUGGGUUAUGGAAAUGAACCAUUAGCUAAACUUCAAUUAACAACCGAUGCAACAUGUGAUGAUCUUCGAAAAGCAAUGUCACAAUCAUUAAGAGAGAAAUUCAAUAGUUAUUCCAUUGCUCGUCGUCCAAUACGUUUUGAUAAAGAAGAUACAACACUUUUAUCAGCAUUUUGUCGAACAAGAUAUGGAAAAACAAAAUUUGUAGAAUUUCCACUUUGA
This is a messenger RNA of Adineta ricciae, 480 nucleotides long. NCBI's taxonomy places the organism in Eukaryota, Metazoa, Rotifera, Eurotatoria, Adinetida, Adinetidae. The record is from the annotation of a GenBank genome assembly.